This is a messenger RNA of Kickxella alabastrina, 1628 nucleotides long. RefSeq lists its product as uncharacterized. Lineage: Eukaryota; Fungi; Kickxellomycota; Kickxellomycetes; Kickxellales; Kickxellaceae. The record is from RefSeq and is a predicted model, not a curated record. The transcript has a single exon. The annotation marks the transcript as partial.
CUUUUUCGCCCAAUACACUUGCAUUGCUAUUAUCGUAUUUGUUAAACAUAUUUGGCCAACACCCUAUUAUUAAUAUAUUUACUUAUUUAUUCAAGAGAUACUAGCAACCAUGUUUGCUGUUAUGUUUUUAGCCAUUGCUCUCGAGCUCAUUGCAUCAAUGGGGUCGUUCGGCGCGCUGGUAGCACAAAACAUGUACACCAACAGUGCUGCUGGCUGGUAUGUGAGGCUGGACUGGACAGCCGUUUACUCUUACGCAGUCACAGUACUCAGCAUCAUCGCUAGCUUUAGCUUUACCGUCGGCGCAAUUGUUCGAAAUGCCUCUGGCAACAAGCGCACCUGUGCAGCCUGGUUCAACCAGUUUGCCAUCUUCCUUCUGAGCUUUGUAAUGUCAGUGCUGUGGGUCGUCAUUGCCGGCUUUGCUUACCGCAACCCUCUUCCCAUGCGGUAUCCCUGUAACAUAUUUCAGCAUUUGCGUGGAAGCCUUGAAAUGUUGGGGCUGGCAUCAGGAAAAUCUCUAGUUGAAGAAGGCGGGCUGCUUGUCGGCAUAUGCCAAUCAAGCAAGGCGUUCUUAGUACUGGCUGGAAUUGGACUUGGUCUAUGGAUACUGAUUCUUGUGCUUUCAUGUGUGGCGAUGGUCACUGGUCUGGAGCCGCCCAAGAAAAAAGCAUCUUCACAUGUAUAUAACUAUUCGUCGCACAAGCAUGGUCAUGCACACUCACAUGGUCCCGCAAACUCGUCUCAGAAUUCGGCUAGUCACCACCACCAUGCCGACUUGGCAGUCUGCAAUGAGGAGCAGUGCUUGCCAGCAAAUGCUCAAGCACAGCAACCAGCAUAUCCACCUGCUGCAGCGGCACCCCACAAUGGUCGACAGGACUUACCAGUGUCGCGCAACCCUCGUGGACAGCCAAGACCAAUUAACUGGCGAGCUACUAAUAUAUGCAAUGUCCCCAAUUGUCGGCUGCCCAACUGCAGACAGAAGUCACCGCCCCUCACGCGUGCACACACACAUCACAGACACAGACACAGUGACACCAGUAAUAUUGCCAAGACCCCUUCUCUUCCAUUAGUCUUGCCACCCAGACAAAUUGCAGAAGUUGAUAGAAGCAUCAUCUACACAGGAAAAAAGGUGGUUAUUGCCAACUCUGCAAGCGUAGAUGCAUUUGCGGCAGACGGAUAUAACCAGGAUAUUUUGCCACGGGGGAUACCAACAAACACCAACAUUGGCCAGACCAAGAGUCAGCGCUUGCACCAGCAUGGUAGCCAACAAAUUGACGACGAAGAUGAUAGUGUCAAUGGCGAAAAUGAGGCAGAAGUUCAAAACAACCAAUUCGUUCACAGCCACAGCCAUAGCCACACCGAUGCAUUGGGUCAUGGUGAAACAGGACGCGCAAGCUCGCACUAUGACGACGAUGACGGUGAGUACACUGGCGAAUAUGCAGACCAUCAUCAGAACAGGCAGCAUGUCCAUCAUCACCACCACCCUUCACAGCACAGUGAAGCCAGAUUUCGCCACACUCACAAAACUCACGCAGACAACGGCUGCGUCAGUUGUUUGUGCGUGAUAACGAGGCUCAGCAUUAGGCCCACAUGCCAUUUUUUAGUUACAGCUCAUUGACUGGGUUGUCAUA